Molecule: messenger RNA, 1017 nt
Organism: Naegleria lovaniensis
Lineage: Eukaryota; Heterolobosea; Eutetramitea; Acrasida; Naegleriidae
Exons: 1
Coding region: 1-1017 (338 amino acids)
Source: RefSeq, a predicted model, not a curated record
AUGUAUGCACAACUUAUUCGUGCGGAAUCAUCCAACAACAACGACCAUACCUAUUCGUUCCUUUUCUCCUCUGUUCAACCUUCUAAAAUCUUGGCAGGAAUUGGACUUGGAACUUGUCUCUAUUUUGGUUAUUCAUGCAUGAAAUAUGUUGUUAAAAAGAUGAUGAGCUAUCCAUCUGCUCCUCAGCUUCAGUCCGAACAAGAUCAACACUCAAUUCAUCAUCAUGAGUUUUACAUUCCAAAAUAUUUCUCAGCAUUCCGUAAUAAUGUUCAAAUGAAUAAUAAUUCACAUCAAAAAGAAUCAUUGAAUUCAUUAAGUGAAAGUAAAUCUCUUCAGGAUGAAAAUUCAUUCAAAAUUCAAUUCAUGAAAGAAAAUUCAUUCGCUUUAUUAUUGACAUGGAAGGGAAAUCAAAUGUUUACUUCGCAUGUUCCUUUUCUAAUUGAAUCCAAUAGUAAUCAUGAUAUUGUAUUGAAAUUUCAUUUAGCAAAAGCAAAUCCUCAUUGUAAAGCGUUAGAAGAAUUUUCCAAGUCGAUAUAUACUGAAGAAUCGAAUCGAUGGAAAUGUAUGGUAUUAUUUACAGGUCCUCACUUUUAUAUUUCUCCUAAAUGGUAUGGAGAUGUACAAGUUCAAAAACGACAAGUGCCAACUUGGAAUUUUACAUCCAUUCAUGCAAUAUGUGAGGAAUGUCAAAUCAUACAUGAUUCCGAUGGAAAGAAGGAAAUUGUUACAGAGCUGACAAAUGUCAACGAAGAAUGGUUGUUAAAGUAUUCAAAAAAUCCAAAUGAGAGUGAUUUGGUACGAUAUGAUUUUUCCAAAGUAGAUGAAAAAUUUUCACAAGUAUUGCUGCAAGAAAUUGUUGGAUUUACGUUGACAGUGAAGGAAUUGAAAGAAAAGUGGAAACUCUCACAAAACAAGUCUCCUCCAAUCAUUCAAAGUGUAGUUGAGGGAUUACAACGAUCGGGAAGUGACUUGGCAAUUCAAACUGCAGAGCUCAUGAGAAAUUACACAACAAAAUGA